AAUUUAAGAAUAUAAGAUUAUUAUUAAUUAAUGAUUGUUUUACGAGGAAAUUUAAGAAUAUAAUUUUACGACGGUCGUAUGUGUUUUAAACGUUUUCCUGCUUUCGUAAAACGGCUAGCAAUAAAUGUACAAUUAUAGCAAAGAAGGAGUAAGUAUUGUCGAAAAUAAAAUUUACACGAAUCGAAGGAAGGCACGAAAUGUUAGGGAGCUUUUUAAUAUACCAUUGCCAAUACACGUGUAAUUAACGUAUCGUUCUUGUAUUUAAAUGUUCACAAUCUGUUAUGCCAAAUGCUUUCUGUAUUCGUGUAUGCGAAAUAUUUAUUACGAUGCGUGAUUGCAAAUUUUUUUUAAGAAGAUAUAGAUAUCAAUUCAUGCGUAUAAUGUCCAAUGAAAAUUCUUUUCUUGUCUCAUCAAUCAAUGAAGUUUUUGUUUUCGAAUCUUAUGCAGUAAGUUUGUUGAAACGAAUUUCGGAACGUAAUUACUUGUAUUUGUUUCAUUGAUGUAAUUACUUUAAUCACAAGGAUACGAUGAAUUUAAACGCAAUAGUAAAAGUCGUCGGGGACGGUAAAAUUAGCAGAUGUAUAUAAAGAAGAAAUUGUUAUUACAUACCUCUGUGUUGCAUAUGCAACACUCCCUUCCUACCUGUGAUUUGUAAAAUUUACUAGUCAGCUUACUGCAUUUACUACAAAUAAAAUAUUGUAAGAAAAUAAUCGCUAUGUACAACUAUUUUAUUAUAAUCAUCGAGUAUAGAAAAUACGAUCGUUACUCGGAAAUAUAACAACAUCGAAACACCGGUAAAGAAAAAAAGAAAGAAAGAAAGAAAGAAAUAUCGAAUAAAACGAAAGAAACUGCAGUUAAGCAAAUUUAUCAUUGUUAAAAAUUUAUUGUUAUGUUGAUUGUUAUAUGACCGAGUACUGUGCAGCCUUCUUAGGUCUUGAAUAUUUAAAUGAUAUCGAAAAAGCACCGAUUGUAUGUACCUAUAAGCAUACAUAUUUUCGCAUUGUAAAAUUCUUCAAAUUCAAGUAUUCGAAAUAAAACGCAAUGAAUCAGGAUACGCAUUCAUGCUUUUUAAUGUACCUGAAUUGAACAUAGAAAUUUGAAUUUGUACGAAAGCGCUCUUCUUGGUUCGACAAGUUCGCCACUAGAUGGCAGUGAAAAUCAAAUAUUUCUCCCUAGAGAUUAAUUCCCUAGAUUUUUCUUAGAAAUUAAAGUAGUGAUUAUAACGACACUUUCUAUCGGUUUGUCUGUAAAAGUUUGUUUGCACCAUCAUGUCGGGGAAAAUUUCGUGAAUUUUUGGCAAAUUACUAGGAUUAGAAAGUAAAAUUUGAUUAAACUAAAGUUUAGUAGACAAACGAUCACGUAUACGUAACAAUACCUUUUCCUUUGCUUUUUCUUUGAUUGUGUAACGAAAUUACUCGGCGCGAAAAUGACACAUAAAGAGGUGAAAAUUUGUAAACAUGACGAUGCUAUCAUUAAUUCAAGGAGCUGAAUGAAUUUAUCUCCGUGAAUGAUUAAUAAUAGAAGAGCGAUGAUUUGAAUUUUUGAAGAAUAAAAUACAUGUCGAAUGUAAUAAACGGUAUAGUGUUUGUGAUAUUUGAAAGAAAAUGAAAUUCUGACACCAAGCAAAGUUUAACUUAUAAUUAUUGUAAAGGGGCUAAACUACAUUUAUAUUUUUAUAAAAGUAUUUUUUUUUUGUACAAUGGAAUCUGACAGUUCUGUCAUGUUGGAAUCAUGCGGGGAACAUUCAAUUUUAAUUCAAACAGUAAAAGAUAUGGUGAAUGAGAAUACGCGUGCUGAAUUAGAAAAUGAGGAAGAAGGAUUUUUCGUCGUAACAGAUGUUCAGGAUGAACAACAAAAUAUGACGGAAGUAUCAAACGAAGAAUCAACAGUAACACAGUCUGAUGAUCAGUUUUCAUGGUCUAAUUUAUGUAGAAUAUGUGCUAAUGUUAAUGAUCAUUUAAUUCCAAUAUUUGAUGGAGAAGGUUUACAACAUGACUUAUGUAAUAAAAUACAUAAAUAUCUACCAAUAUGUGUAUCUGAAAAUGAUGUACUCCCAUUGCAAUUAUGUUAUCAUUGUGCUGCUACAUUACUAGCCUGGCAUGAAUUAUCAGAAGGAUGCCUGAACGCAGAAAGAAGAUUAUUGGAGAUGCAAGAUGCUUUCCAGGAAAAGCAGGGAUCAGAAGGAUUAGAAACUUCUACGCAGGACACAUCUGUACCUAAUAUAACAGAAUCACUUCAUCAACAGCAAGAAAUUGUUGAAAAGGAUGAAGUCUCUGAGAAUUCAGCUGUUGAUGAUUCUGGCAGGUUUGGUCUACCUCAGAAGAGAUCCUUCGCGGCAUAUUGCUCGUGGCAGCAAACAUUCAAUGAGACGAACUUGAAAGAAAGUAGAAAAGAACGAAUUAGCGACAAUGAGGAUAAUUCAUUUGAUAGUUUUUACAAUGCAGAUCUAGAUAUGAGAAAAAUGGUGAAAGUAAUGCUACCUCCUUUAAAUGAAAUUGCUACUUCAUUGAAAAACCAAUACACGUGCAAACACUGUUGUCGAAUCUUCGAAGGGAAAUACCACUUGACGCGACAUAUACCCGAAUGUAAAAGCACGACCGGAAGCUCCACUGAAUGCAGCGCACCAAAUGCAGAAGAUACAAACAAAGGGGACAAAGAUCGAGAAGAUUUGAAAUGCAAGAAAACCAAACUUGGAACAUAUCCGUGUAUGUACUGCGACUAUACGGUCAAGCAAAAGAAACUGCUGGAGUUACAUUUAUUGGACUCGCACGCGGAGUUUGCCAGAAAGAAGGAUAAAAAGUUGAAAUGUGCCGACAGAGAAAUGGUGAUGCGCGCCAAAAUGGAAGUCGACGGGAAGAUCUAUUAUCAUUGCAACGAGUGUGGGAAGAAUCUCUAUUCGCCUUACACGUUCUUCUGGCACGUGCGUAUACACACCGGGGAACGGUCGUACACUUGUCACCUCUGUGGCAAACAGUUUCGCAUAAAUCAAGGACUGGCGAGACACUUGCGAGACACGCACGCCGGCAUAAAGAACUUUCCCUGCGACGUUUGCGGCCGAAUGUUUUCGACGAAACGAAGCGCGGAGGAUCACAAACGCAUCCAUACCGGCGAACGACCAUACAUUUGCAACAUUUGCGGGAAGUCGUUCAAGCAGAAAGCCUCUCUGUUCGUGCACAAUCGCACUCACUCGGACGUGUUCCCCUUUAAAUGCAAUUACUGCGAUCAGAACUUUCGCACGAGGCCGUCGCUCGCGUUGCACAUAAAGAAACACACCGGCGAGAAACCGCACGCUUGCGAUAUAUGCAGCCGACGUUUCCGUAUAAAAUACGAGCUGAAACGUCAUCGUUUGAUUCACUUCGACGAUAAACCAUGGCAGUGCACAGAGUGCAACCUCUCGUUCCGACAGAAACGCUAUUUAGUUAAUCAUAGGAAAGUUAAUCACAAUCCGCGGUUGACGUGAAGCAAUGGAGGAAAAUCUGAUUCUAAUAUUGACCAAUUGCAAUUAAGAAAGCAAUUAAGAAAUAACUUGGGAAUCACUUCUGAAAAAUGUAAAGGACAUGCGUCUGCGACGCGAACCUUGAAACAAUGAAGUGGAAUUGGUUCUUUUGAAAAAAGUAAUCAACGUACUAUAAAUACGACCGUUGUGAGGAAGUACUUCCAUUCUCGUAUAAUUUUCUAAUUCAUCGAGAUAUUUAUGCAAGUGAAAGAAAUUACACGCGUGCGUCACGAUUGCGGGGAUUGCGCAUUCAUUUCAGCGUUUGGCUUGAAACAGACGUGUUUAUAUUAAAGAAUCUCGUUUGUAAUAUAUGCGACUGAUGUUUGUCAUCCAGAGCAUCAUAAGAGAUAAGCACAGAAGAAUUCACACAGAAGGCAUCUCUGCACGUUCACAAAUCAUUCCUCAGUUCUCCCGCUCGUAAAUCCUCAAAGCUUUAAGGGGAAAACAAGAAUUAGAUAAACAUAUUUUCAUAAUGAUGUCAAGCGAAAACCUUAUUCUUGCGACACUACCUGUGGCAGAUAAUUUCUAAUACUAAAGACAGUCAUUAGUCAUUAUAAACGUAUCCGUAACAAUCAAAGGUCUUAUAUUUGUCCCGUGUGCAAUGC
This is a messenger RNA of Frieseomelitta varia, 4101 nucleotides long. RefSeq names its product zinc finger imprinted 3-like. The record is from RefSeq and is a predicted model, not a curated record. Bases 1700 to 3460 code for a protein of 586 amino acids. Gene Ontology annotation, cellular component: nucleus. NCBI's taxonomy places the organism in Eukaryota, Metazoa, Arthropoda, Insecta, Hymenoptera, Apidae. The transcript has 6 exons. Gene Ontology annotation, molecular function: RNA polymerase II cis-regulatory region sequence-specific DNA binding; DNA-binding transcription factor activity, RNA polymerase II-specific; zinc ion binding. Gene Ontology annotation, biological process: negative regulation of transcription by RNA polymerase II; regulation of cytokine production; regulation of immune system process.